AUGAGUACUUCAGAUGAUUCAUCUGGCGAUGAAGAACUGACGGUGACGAGAUGCGAUUCGGUUUACUACGCCGCCCUGAAAAACUCGGGACCCAGCGUCGUCCGUCGAGUUCCGAUGAAUCAGGAGCGAUUCGAGAAGGAAUUCUGCUUAGAGGCUGACGACAUCAAGCCUUCGAUCUGGCGCGCCGCGCGCGACCAUGCGAAGAGGUUUCUGUUUGGCUGCGUCUCGGGUCCGGCCAUCUGGGCUCGAUUCUGCCGGCUAUUGCCAAUUCUUAGCUGGCUGCCUACGUACAGUAUCCGGGAAAACUUGUUUGGCGACGUCAUGGGUGGCCUGACCGUCGGAAUUCUACAGGUUCCGCAGGGAAUCGCAUACGCCUACCUGGCCGGUGUGGGUGCCAUCAAUGGAUUGUAUGCGUCGUGUCUACCGGCCUUCAUCUAUAUCUUCUUCGGAACGUCACGGCACGCUUCUCUGGGGAGCUUCGCGGUGCUUUCCCUCAUGUCGGCCACUGCCAAUCAAGCAGUUCGAGAUUAUCUUGGAAACGAGCGCAUUUUGGAGACCGAGAUCUCGGCCACGCUCACUUUUGCAGUCGGUCUCUGGCUGUUGUUGUUCUGGAUGUUGCAAUUGCAGUGUGUGUUCGCCUAUGUAUCCGAUGCUGUCAUGUCUGCCUUCACAACCGGGUCUGCGGUUCACGUGCUCGUCUCCCAGCUUCCGUAUAUGUUGGGUGUUGAGGCGCCACGUUCUUCUGGUCCCGGCUAUCUGUUUGUAGUACUGUGGCAUUUGGGAUCAUCUUACAAGGCGAUAUCGUUGGACACUCUGAUUUGCUCUUGGUUCGCCGUCGUCAACCUCUGGGGUUACAAAGACCUAAUCACAACUGAAUUACAAAGAUACUUCCGUUGCAAUGUGCCAAUCCCAUAUGAAUUCAUGAUGAUGGUUGGGUACCUGGUGGGCGAACACUUUGGUGGGAUAAACGCCCAGUUCAAAUGGAAAGUUGUCGGCCCGAUCCCAACCGGGCUACCGUCCCCCACAUGGCCGACGUGGCAUAUUCUGCCGAUUUGCCUUCUCCAUGCAAUCCCAUUGGUUGUUGUUGCACUGUCGGUACAUGUGUCAAUGUCGAAGGUCGUCGCCAGGAAAUUCAAAUAUCGCCUCGAUGGGCAGCAGGAAUUCCUGGCGUUGGGGGUGAUGUCACUGAUAUCUGGCCUAUUUCCUGUAUUCCCAGUGACGACAUCUCUCAGUCGCACCAUGGUCAACGUCAGCAGCGGCUCAAAAACACAGCUGUCGGCUCUAUUCUCCUGUUUGCUGCUGUUGACGUUGAUACUGUGGCUUGGCCCGCUGAUUGAACCCCUGCCAAUGUGGAUCCUGGCUACGGUGAUUACUGUGGCGCUUCAAGGGAUGUUCGUGAAAUGCGGCGAAACGCUCCGAAAUCUUUAUCAGUACAGCAAGAUCGACGCGUUCGUGUGGGUGGUGUGUUUUGUGGCGACGGUUGCAAUUGAUGUCAUGCCGGGGCUUAUGAUUUCCGUGGUGAUAAGCCUCGUCACCGUCAUCUUCCGCAUUCAAUGAUGCAAACAACAAGCGACGAUUGCGGUGGCUGAAUGGGAAGCCGCCUUGAAUGAACCGACUUCGCCGGGCCGGAAAUCUUUUUUCCGUUUUCUGCUGCUCGACCUUUCGCGCGUGACGGCCAUUGAUCAUAUGGGAUUGGAUAUUCUCACGGAGGUUCUCGAUGAACUGCGGGGACGUGACAUUAUCUACUACAUCUGCGGCGCCAAGACUUCUACGCGUAAAUUGCUCCUGAAACGGGGCGCAAUGGGAAAAUUGUCGGAUUUCUAUCCGUCAAUCGAUGACGCCCUUGCCGUCAUCACUCACAGUAACAAGCGUUUGAGCCAGGGCAGCGAGGAGCAAUCUACGGACUCGAGUUCUGCCAGCCCGGAAGCGCCGCCGCCGAUUCGUCAGAAA
This is a messenger RNA of Mesorhabditis spiculigera, 1950 nucleotides long. NCBI's taxonomy places the organism in Eukaryota, Metazoa, Nematoda, Chromadorea, Rhabditida, Rhabditidae. The record is from the annotation of a GenBank genome assembly.